Molecule: messenger RNA, 978 nt
Organism: Microplitis demolitor
Lineage: Eukaryota; Metazoa; Arthropoda; Insecta; Hymenoptera; Braconidae
Exons: 3
Coding region: 38-499 (153 amino acids)
Source: RefSeq, a predicted model, not a curated record
UCAAAAUAACUUUAAUAACAUAUUAAAGUUAUUUAAUAUGGUGGAUGAACAAAGUGAAAAUGUUGUGUACGUCGAAUUGGCACCUAAUAUUCUAGUUCCUCAAGAAUGGCCUAUAUGCAGGAUAGAAACAUUUCUUUUGAAAGUAAUUGAAAAAUUAAUAAAUCAUUGCCAGCAUACGAACCCCAUUCUUCAAGUGACAAAUAUACCAGCCCGGUUGGUCAGACGUGAAGCCAUAAAUGGGAUGUGUUAUAUUUUUAAAAAAGUGUCCAAUGAACAAACAAUUGGUGUUUAUAUUUACGAAAUAGUGAUCCCUGAGAAUGGAAGUAACAACACGGCAAAAAUAAUCAGCGGAAGUAGUUAUCACGAAGUACUGGAGCUAGGCUACAGAGGGCCGUGUAUCCAAUCUAAGAAAAUGGCCUGCUACCUACGGCCUCCAUUACUUAAGAUGACCUUACAAGAACACAAAUACAGAUUUUAUGACGAUAAACUAAGCCAAUGAAGCUCGUGUAGCUGCGAGAUCAGAUGACGUAAGUUGGCGUAUAGAUUAGUAUAAAUAUUUGAUACCUUGACUUUCAAAUGUUCUUUUAGACCAUAAUAGAGUUUUUCAGGUCUCUGGAAAACAAUACUCAAGGCUAUUUAGAAGCCAUCAUAAGCCUAAAUAUACAUGAACCAACAACCCAAAAAAUUGGAAAAUGAUUCGGAUCUUCCAUUUCUGUUUAACCUAUUUUGUUAAUUGGUCUUUAUCGGUUGACUUUUUGUUGUGUUUUGUUUCAGAGAGACUUUGGCUCAUAACAUUAACUUACUUUUGGUAUCUAUCGUCACAUAUUUUUUAUUUUAUUAUCUUGGUUAUUUUGCUAAAGCAACAAGCAGAUACUAAGACAGUUCUGAACAAUCUACUAUAAUUCGUCGUAUGAAAUCCUGUACUUACUCAUGAGUUAAAAAAAAAAAAAUUUGCAGAUUGCAUAAUACUUUCUAAUU